This is a messenger RNA of Pichia kudriavzevii, 1419 nucleotides long. RefSeq lists its product as uncharacterized. Gene Ontology annotation, molecular function: transmembrane transporter activity. The transcript has a single exon. NCBI's taxonomy places the organism in Eukaryota, Fungi, Ascomycota, Pichiomycetes, Pichiales, Pichiaceae. Bases 1 to 1419 code for a protein of 472 amino acids. Gene Ontology annotation, cellular component: fungal-type vacuole membrane. Gene Ontology annotation, biological process: transmembrane transport. The record is from RefSeq and is a predicted model, not a curated record.
AUGUCUACACAUAUUUGGCACUCUCUAAAACAAUCCACAACUGAUAUCAGGCUUUUAUGGUUCUCGGUAUUUAUUCGUAUGAUCUCAUUCGGUCUCACAAACCAAGUCUUGACGCUAUAUUUAAGAGAACUUAAUAUCAGCGAGGUGAACAUCGGUUUGUUCAUGUCACUAACCAUGGUAGGAGAUUCUGUGAUUUCAUAUGCGUUGACAUGGAAUGCCAACAAGCUGGGAAAUAGAUUCAUCAUGCUGUUAGGGAGCUUCUUGAUGAUUGUUGCUGGUUUUAUAUUCUCCACGGGUACAGGCAACUUUCAUUAUUUACUAUUUGCAGCUAUAGUCGGUGUUAUAUCGCCUUCAGGUAACGAGGCUGGUCCAUUCAAAACAAUCGAGGAGACCGUUUUGGCCAACUUAACUCCACCGAAUCACAGGCCUGAAAUUUAUGCAAUCCAUUGGAUACUUGGUUCUGUUGGCGCAUCGCUUGGUUCCGUUUUGGCUGGUCUUAUUGUCCAAACAUUGAUUUUGAAUCAUGGAUUUUCUACAAAAGACGCUUACAGGUGCACUUUUUAUGUUAUAGUUUUUACCUCGGUACUAAAGUUUGCUUCAUUGUUAUUCAUAUCUGAAAAGGCAGAACCUUCAUAUAUUCCGCCAUACAAACUAACACUUGAAAAUCAACUAGAUAAUGAGGAUAAUGAGGAAUCGAAUAGGACAAUUGAUUCUCAGGCUUCUACAUCAACUAUGACUUCAGCAAAUGGCGAGCGUCAACCAUUGUUGCGUAUUCAAUCAACGGUCGAGCAUCCAACAAUUACAGGUUUAUCACCGCAAACCCAAUCUAUUCUUUUCAAAUUGAUGGUACCAUUUAUGCUUGAUUCAUUUGGCUAUGGGUUUAUGACAAAUGCAUGGGUUGUCUAUUACUUCAAGAAAAGGUAUCAAAUAUCGGCAGUCAUUCUUGGAGUACUAUUUGGAUUCUCAGGGAUUGCUAUGUCAAUCUCAGCUAUACCCUCGGCGUGGUUUGCUAAACGUUUUGGACCUAUUAAAUCAUCUGUUCUAACACAAAUCCCCUGUGGUUUAUUUUUCAUGGCAAUUCCUUUAUUAGGAUAUAACUUCAACGUAGCUGCUGUUUUCUAUUUGCUAAACCAAGUUACAACCGCAUUUGACGUUGUUCCCAGACAAAUUAUUUUAACCUCAUUGAUUCCACCAGUAGAAUUAUCCAAAGUCAUGGGAAGUGUUAAUAUUGGCAAACAAAUUGCUAGAUCAAUCAGUCCUUGUUUUACAGGAUUUUUUGCUAGGGAUGGGCUACUAUGGCUUUGUUUCCAGCUAACGGGUACCUUCUUAAUUAUGGCAAAUCUUUUUCUUGCGGUAGAGUUCUCUUGUUUGGAUGAAAAGGUAAGAAAGUUGGAACAAGUUAAUCACGACAUUGUCUAA